Messenger RNA from Danio rerio (zebrafish), 2324 nucleotides. RefSeq names its product protein kinase D4 (gene prkd4). The record is from RefSeq and is marked provisional. Gene Ontology annotation, molecular function: diacylglycerol binding; protein kinase activity; nucleotide binding. Gene Ontology annotation, cellular component: cytoplasm; membrane. NCBI's taxonomy places the organism in Eukaryota, Metazoa, Chordata, Actinopteri, Cypriniformes, Danionidae.
UAAGGCUCUGGAGUGCAGUGUUGCUGGUCUGUCAGAGAAGCUGCUGUUAUUCAGACAUGAGCCGAACUCAGAGCAGAUCCUGCACAGACUCACUGAGAAACACGACAUCCAUGAUGGAGAUCUGCUGGAGGUGGUGCUCGCUGGCACAGCUUCAGUGACAGAGACAAAGUACCGCCCACAUUCACUGUCCGUCCAAUCGUAUCGCACGCCGACCUUCUGUCACCACUGUGGAGAGAUGCUGUGGGGUCUUGUCCGACAGGGACUCAAGUGUGACGGCUGUGGUCUGGACUUCCACAAGCGAUGUGCUCUCAGGUUACCCAACGACUGCUCUCGUGUGUAUCGGCGCUGUGGGCCGAGUCUCUCCCUGCUCCCCCCGGGCCGACCGCGUGCCCCAUCGCUCUCCAUACACACCGGCGGGAGUCUGGAGGAGAUCAGCUUGUCGAAGCCGAUGCGCUCACGGCCACCGUCCUUGGCCGAUGUGUCGGUGAGUGUGGGUAUGUCCGAGGGGAAGGAGGGGCGACCGCGGGUCCCUCACACCUUCCACAUCCACACCUACACCAAACCAACCGUCUGCCAGCACUGCUUCCGCCUGCUCAAGGGCCUCUUCAGACAGGGCCUGCAGUGCUCCGACUGUAAGUUUAACUGUCAUCGCCGCUGUCAGGCUCUCGUUCCCCCUGAAUGUCGAGGUGAAAGAGCAAACGGAGAAGACAGUGACGCUGGUCAGGAAUCAGAGGAAAACGUGGCUGUGGAGUCAGUAAACGCUCUCUAUGAGGAGCUGCGCUAUAAAGACCCACCGCUGGAGCAGCUGAUGCCACCGCAGAUGCCUGUCACGCCGUGUUUCAGCAGUAAUAUCCCUCUGAUGCGAGUGGUGCAGUCGGUCAAACACAGCAAGAGAAGAGGCAGCGGAGUGUUGAAGAAGGGCUGGUUAAUCCACAACACCAGCACCGACACACUGAAAAAACGUCACUACUGGGUGUUGGAUGGGAAAAGCAUCACCCUGUACCCCAAUGAAAACACCAGCAAGUACUAUAAGGAGAUCUCCCUGUCGGAGGUGCUGCAGGUUCGAGGAGCAGAUCAGAUUAGCGGCGAUCACUCAUUGGAGCUGCAGACGGGCUCUCUGGUGUACUGUGUGUUUGCUGAACAGGACGGUCCGGCGUGGGAAUCGGCCCUCAAGCUGGCCCUUAGACCCGUUCAGGGCUCCACAGCAGAGGACUCAGAGGAGAACGGUGAUGAAAAGAAUGGAGACAAUAGUCAGGACAUCAGCGAGCUCUACCAGAUCUUCUCGGAUGAGGUUUUGGGUUCGGGUCAGUUUGGUGUGGUUUACGGAGGGACACACAGACAGACGGGACGACCAGUCGCUAUUAAAGUCAUCGAUAAAACACGAUUCCCCUCCAAACAGGAGCAACAGACCAAAAAUGAGGUCGCAAUACUCCAGAGGCUGUCUCAUCCAGCAGUCAUUCACUUGGAAGGCAUGUUCGAGACUAAGGAAUACACGUUUGUAGUGAUGGAGAAGCUCCACAGCGACAUGCUGGAAAUGAUUUUAUCUCAUGAGAACGGACGUCUGCCCGAACGCAACACUCGCUUCCUGGUCACUCAGGUUUUGGAGGCACUGCGGUAUCUACACAUGAGGAAUAUCGCACACUGUGACCUGAAGCCUGAAAACGUGCUGCUCGCUUCACCUGAACCCUUUCCUCAGGUCAAACUUUGUGACUUCGGCUUCGCCCGUAUCAUCGGAGAAAAGUCAUUUCGGCGCUCUAUUGUGGGCACGCCGGCCUAUCUGGCGCCCGAGGUCAUCAAUAAUCACGGCUAUAACCGCUCUCUGGACACGUGGGCGGUCGGCGUGAUCUUAUACGUCAGUCUGAGCGGGACGUUUCCCUUCAAUGAGGACGAGGACAUCAAUCAGCAGAUCACCAACGCCUCCUUCAUGUACCCACGCCAGCCGUGGUCCCUCAUCUCGCUGGAGGCGGUGAACCUGAUCAAUAACCUGCUGCAGGUGGUGGUCAGACGUAGGUUCAGUGUCGGCAAAGCAAUGGGUCAUCCGUGGUUUCAGAACUUCCAGCUGUGGUGUGACCUGCGAGAGUUUGAGCUGCGUAUGGGUUAUCGAUAUCUCACGCACGAGUCCGACGACAGCCACUGGAGAGCCUACGCUCAGGAGAAAAGACUCAGUUUCCCAGAACACCUUGCUGAAGCAGCAGAGCAGCAGACGCCGGCCUCGUAGAUCUGACAUCACUGUGAAUACUGUAUUAUAUGAACAUCAUAUCAGUCUGACUAUGUACAUCUUAUUAUGGUUCUAAAUCAUUUUCAAUAAAUUAAGAAAAGACAAA